AUGGCCUCGAUACUACCAGAAUCUACCGCCGCGUCCGCAAUACCCGUUGUCGCCGAGCCUGCGGUCAUCCCUCCCACACCUACACUAGGUGCUCAGCUUGACGACACAAGUCCACCCUCCUCAUCCUCCUCCUCUAUAAGCAGCGACGACGGUGUGAAACGAUCGAAUCGACUCUCGAGACCUCCAAUGGGUAGUCGCAUGUCAAGCGGAACGAUCAUAAUAGCCAGCACCAGCGCCGUUGUCGAGAUGCGGGAAGGAGACGAGGACUACGACGAGAACGACGCGCGGACGAUGAGUCCACGGCGAAGUAGUGAGGAGAUUGAGAGGAUGGGCCAGGACGCGCGACAGGCGAUGAUAGAACAAGCAAAACAACUGCAAGCGAGCCUCCUCGAGAUUGUGGAUCGCGUCGAAUCUGUCAGGUCCGAGCACGAGAAAUUGGAGGGCGGGAAUCGGUUUCUGCAAUCAUAUAUCGGCGAGCUGAUGCAGACGAGCAAAAUCGCAUUCGCCGGAGCCGCGAACAAGAAAGGCAAAGGCCGAAGUACGAAGUAA
Molecule: messenger RNA, 549 nt
Organism: Coniosporium apollinis CBS 100218
Lineage: Eukaryota; Fungi; Ascomycota; Dothideomycetes
Exons: 3
Coding region: 1-549 (182 amino acids)
Cellular component (GO): trans-Golgi network
Source: RefSeq, a predicted model, not a curated record